Molecule: messenger RNA, 736 nt
Organism: Panicum hallii
Lineage: Eukaryota; Viridiplantae; Streptophyta; Magnoliopsida; Poales; Poaceae
Product: ferredoxin-thioredoxin reductase, variable chain-like
Exons: 1
Coding region: 84-593 (169 amino acids)
Biological process (GO): photosynthesis
Source: RefSeq, a predicted model, not a curated record
GAAACAACAAACAGCCAAUCGUCGCUGGAAUUUCACGCCACUCGCUUUCUUCCACCGCAUCUCACGUGCCCACCGCCCGCUCGAUGCAAUUCCCCACUCGCCCACCAACCUCCCCGUGCCCGAUGGCCACCACCGCCGUGGCGUCCCCCUCCACCUCCACACCGUCAACUCCCCUCCUCCCCCGCCGCCGCUCCCUCCCUCCCGCCUCCACGCCCGCCCGCUGCCGCCUCCUCCCCGCGCCGCCGCGGUGGCGCGCGCGCCUCGACAUCGCGCGCCGGGUGGCCGUCGGCAGCGACGUGUCCUCGUACCCUGACGUGGCCGCCGAGGAGGCCGCCGCCGCGCGCAAGGUCGGGAAGCGCGUCCGCGUCACGGCGCCCGUCCGCGUCCACCACGUCGCCAAGGCGCCGGGGCUGGACCUGCGCGGCAUGGAGGGCGUCGUCAAGCAGUACGUCGGCGUGUGGAAGGGCAAGCGCGUCACGGCAAAUCUCCCCUUCAAGGUGGAGUUCGAGCUCAAGCUGGACGGCCAGGAAAAGCCGGUCCGGUUCAUCGCCCACCUCCGCGAGCAAGAGUUCGAUAUCGUCGGAGACGAGUAGAGCUCUUGGUUACAGAAUAACGCGCUCUCAGCGGCGGCCGUGGCAUCUGUAUACUAUCGUGUCUGUGCGAGAGGAGGAGGUUAAUCGAGGGUGUGAGGAGAUUGCAACUUUGCAAGUAAGUUGCCGUUUGUUUACUUGUUUGG